Lactuca sativa (garden lettuce) is the source of this 469-nucleotide messenger RNA. It is a transcript of the gene TOM5, whose product is annotated as mitochondrial import receptor subunit TOM5-like protein. Lineage: Eukaryota; Viridiplantae; Streptophyta; Magnoliopsida; Asterales; Asteraceae. Gene Ontology annotation, cellular component: mitochondrial outer membrane translocase complex; mitochondrion. The record is from RefSeq and is a predicted model, not a curated record.
GACACCUUACAAAAAUAAGUAAAUAUUAUUGAUAGAUUCUUCGAUACAUAAACCUAGUCCUUGCUGCUACUUUUACGCUCAUCAGAAAAACCCCCAACUCCAAAACCCUAAUCCAUCUCUCUUUCUCUCUCACGCACCUUUUCCGGGUUUACAAUGGCCGACGCUGUGAUCUCUUUGGAAAAGGUUAAAGCCUUCUGGAGAUCUCAAGUUCAAGAUGAAGAUAAUUGGGCACUUAACACGAAAUUACUCCGUGCUGUAGGACUGUUUGCUGGUUCCAUUGUUUUGAUGCGGAAUUUUGGUGACCUCAUGGCUAUUUGAAGAUCAAUCAUGGAUUUCUAUCUAGUGAUUAUAUCAUAUGUGAUGCUCAGCAAAGUUUUUUGCUUUUUGAGACACUCAGUUUCUAAUCUAUGGAUGCUUUUGUAGAGACCAAAAGAAAUUAAAUUUUCUUACAAUAAUUUUGUUUCAAUAA